AUGAUGAUGGCGCAGCAAUUCCCUGCCCAUCAAGGCAUACCGCAACACCAUGGCCUUCCUCCGGGUCAUCCGCUGGCCGCUGGUCAACACCCGAAUGCCCAUCCCGGGGCAGGAAUGGUUCAACAAGUUCACCCUGGAGUGUCGGCGUCGGGCGGACCUCAAGUCACCCAAGGCGGACCGGUGAUGGGCGGGAUGCCUCCUGGUGCAGGAACAACCGCCCCUGGAGGUCCGGUUCAGGCCCAUGCCCUGUCUCAUUUGGGACCUGCUCAGGCCCAUCUGUUCCAACAGCCGCAUUUUGCUCAGAAUUUUGCCAACAACCCUCAACUUUUGCAGCAACAUCAGCAUCAGCAGCAACAAAUCAUUAGACAGCGAAUGAUGUAUCAACAGCAACAGCAGCAACAACAGCAGCAACAGCAGCAGCAACAACAACAGCACGGCGGACUUCCGGUUUCGUUACCAAACGGCACCCAGGGCAUAAACGCCGCCCAAUUCGCCGCUAUGCAAGCCAACCCGGGGAUGCGACCGGUGAACUUGCAGAUGCAACUCCAGCAAAUGCCUCAUGGACAGCCGCAGAACAUUCCCCAGCAACACAUCUUUGCGAUGCAACAGGCACAGCAGGCGCAGCAGGCGCAGCAGCAAGCGCAUCAAGCGCAGCAGGUCCAGCAGCCCAAUGCCGCACAGCCCGGACAGCAUACCCCUCAGCAGCGAGCAUCCGCUCAACCUCAACCCGUACACGAUGCGCAAAGCGUCACCCCCCAGCCGCAACCCGGCCCGCCGCCUCAUCAGGGCAGUAGCACGCCCCAGUCGCAGCCGCCGCAGCUGCCGGUUUCUCAGCCGCCCCCUCAGCAACCCGUCGCUCCUCAGCCUCAACCCACUCCCAACCCGCCACCUCAGCAAUUGCCUCAGUCUCAGCAACCCGGUCCGCAACCGCAGCAGCCGCAACCCCCGCAAUCGCAGCCGCAACCGCAGCCAGGUCAGCCGGGCCCGCAGGGCCAACAGCCCGGUCAACAGCCGCAGCAGCCGAUGACGGCCCAGGAGGCCCAACUCAAGGCCCAGCAGCAGAACAAUGCCGCCAUGAUGAUGCAGCAGCGCAUGGGCAUGAAGGGCGCCACUAUCCUAUGUCUCAGUAAUUUCGCCGAACAUCUGAGUAAUUUCACCAGCCGCGGCGAGGCCUAUGAUCUGCCAUACUGGAACUCUUUCGUGGAACGAUUUUAUUCGCCCAACGGUGUCCUACGACAAGGCGUGUACAACCCGCAGUCCGGCUCGAAGCAGUUCGAGAUUGCGACGCCAGCUCUUGCGCGUUAUUAUCUAACACAAUUCACCAGCGGCAUCCGACAAAUCCAAAUGGUGGUCGAGGCUGCUCGGGAGAGGGAUUCGCCCAACGGAGGCCACAUUGUAGAGAGUACCAAAACGUCAUUUAUCUACUGGUUCGCGAAUGACACUCAGCUCUUCACCAACGGGACAUUGCGAGCCCACUUCGAUAUGAGUAACAAGAUCGAAAUGCUUGACAUUGUGGUCAUGAACCACACCGAGUAUCUUCCUCGGAGUCAGUUGCAGGCGCUAGGGUCGCCCGAUCUGAAGCAGAGCCCCAAGGUCUCUAAGAACAUGGGCAAGCGCGGUCAGAAGCAGCCUCCGCAACCUCAAAUCCAGCUGCCCGAGUCGAUGGUAACGCCAAAUGGUGUUCCUACUGCUGUGAUGAGCUUCCUCGAGGUGGCCGAGACGAUUUCGCAAAUGCAAAUGCUUUUCCAGUUCUCUCAGCAAAACCCGCAACUUUCUGCCCCUGAUGCGCUGCGCAACCUGGUCAACACGCUGCAGAUGCAGAAUCCGAAUCCCGGGUUCAUGCCCAGCCCUAUGAACCCCGCCAUGCAGCAGGGGCAAAACCCGCGGGCUCCUAGCAUCGGCGGACCCAAUCAGUUUGCCUCUCCAGCCAUGGCUCACCUGGGACUCCCUGGCAACCAAGGAUCCCCUCACCUGACUGGCUCGGCUCAUCCCAGCCCGGCGCAAAGCCAUCUGGCCGGGCCGCCAGGGAUGGUUCCUCCCGGCCAGGUGCAGCCCAGCGUUGGUCAAGGUAACAGCGCCAGCGCCAGUCCCAACGUUAACAACAAACGGCGGCGUGCCAGCACCGUGAAGAUGGAGAACGACGAUGCCGGUGGCCCGGAAGUCAAUGGCGCUCCCGGUGCGGGCCCGAAAACCGUCAAGGCCAGUCCUCGAGUCGGGGGGAAGAGACAAAAGGGGACCAGCUAA
Aspergillus melleus is the source of this 2244-nucleotide messenger RNA. RefSeq names its product LIM domain-binding protein. The transcript is spliced from 5 exons. Gene Ontology annotation, cellular component: nucleus; transcription regulator complex. The record is from RefSeq and is a predicted model, not a curated record. Bases 1 to 2244 code for a protein of 747 amino acids. Gene Ontology annotation, biological process: negative regulation of transcription by RNA polymerase II; positive regulation of transcription by RNA polymerase II. NCBI's taxonomy places the organism in Eukaryota, Fungi, Ascomycota, Eurotiomycetes, Eurotiales, Aspergillaceae.